Molecule: messenger RNA, 559 nt
Organism: Phasianus colchicus (ring-necked pheasant)
Lineage: Eukaryota; Metazoa; Chordata; Aves; Galliformes; Phasianidae
Source: RefSeq, a predicted model, not a curated record
CGCCCCCUUGCGGUGGGAGGUGAGCCUGGAGGACCAAUGGGACCCAUAGGGAUAGAGCGGCUGUGGGAGGAGCGGUUCUGGCGCCCCCUGCGGGUUGGGAGGACCUCUCUAAGGACCAAUGGAGCUCGCCUGCGAUUGGUCACUCGUUGGCUCCUCCCCCAGGUGGGCGGAGUCCCGUAUGACACCCAACCCCCAUCUGGAGCCCAACCCCCACCCGGAGGUGGCUGCUGGCUGCAGGAGCUGAAGGAGACCCCCGGGGCCCCCCCACGUGAUGCUGCCUGUGGGAGACCCACAGCUGUGGGGCAGGCUGGGCUGUGCCGCGCUCACUACGCCGAAUACCUGGUGCGGCUGAUCAACGAGCGCGGUUUGGACCCGGCGACGCUGUACGGAGCGGCCGAACUUCGAGCGGCGGCUGAGCGCCACCUGCCGGCCGGGAGGCCGCCGCAAGGCGACAACGAAAACGACGCGGAGUACGCACUGCGCCUGCGCGAACUCCUAGCGCGGGAAGCGCCCGUGGAGCCCCGCCCAUCGCGUCCAAGCCCCGCCCCUUAAAAAAAAA